Messenger RNA from Cuculus canorus (common cuckoo), 5989 nucleotides. RefSeq names its product solute carrier family 17 member 5 (gene SLC17A5). Gene Ontology annotation, biological process: transmembrane transport; monoatomic anion transport. Gene Ontology annotation, molecular function: transmembrane transporter activity. The record is from RefSeq and is a predicted model, not a curated record. Bases 80 to 1534 code for a protein of 484 amino acids. NCBI's taxonomy places the organism in Eukaryota, Metazoa, Chordata, Aves, Cuculiformes, Cuculidae. The transcript has 11 exons.
CUCGUCACAUGACCGCGUCUGCCCGGAUGGGCAGAGCGGGGCGGGCGCUCGGUCCCGUCCUGUCCGCGGUGGCGGCGACAUGGACACCGAGGAGGGAGAGGACCGCACCCCGCUGCUCAAGGAGCCCCAGCCUGGCACGGUCCCUGCAUGCUGCUCAGCUCGCUACAAUCUAGCACUACUGGCCUUUUUUGGCUUCUUCCUCCUGUACGCCUUACGUGUGAACCUAAGCGUUGCUCUGGUGGAUAUGGUAGAACCUAACACAAGCAUAGUAAAGAAUACAACUUCCAGUGUAUGUCCAGAACAUUCCUCCAGCCUAAAUGUUCCUCGCAACACAACGGGGGAAAAGUAUUCUUGGGAUGCUGAUACUCAGGGAUGGAUCCUUGGUUCUUUUUUCUAUGGCUAUAUUGUGACUCAGAUUCCAGGAGGAUAUCUUGCAAGCAAAAUCGGAGGGAAGAUCUUACUGGGGUUUGGCAUUUUUGGUACUUCUGUAUUCACCUUGCUUACUCCUUUAGCUGCAGAUCUGGGAGUUGGCUACCUCAUAGCUGUCAGAGUCUUGGAAGGACUGGGAGAGGGUGUUACCUUCCCAGCUAUGCAUUCGAUGUGGUCUUCUUGGGCUCCUCCACUUGAACGCAGCAAGCUCCUUAGUAUUUCAUAUGCAGGUGCACAGCUCGGAACUGUUGUCUCUUUCCCAUUAUCUGGUUUAAUUUGCUACUAUAUGAACUGGGUUUACGUGUUCUACAUAUUUGGUGCACUUGGUGUAUUGUGGUUCUUCUUCUGGAUGUGGUUGAUUAGUGAUACACCAGAAACUCACAAGAGCAUUUCACAUGCUGAAAGAGAAUAUAUACUCUCUUCUCUGAAAGAUCAGCUUUCUACACAGAAAUCUGUUCCCUGGAGACCUAUACUGGAGUCCGUUCCACUCUGGGCUAUUGUUGUGGCACACUUCUCUUAUAAUUGGACUUUCUAUACACUUCUCACACUCUUACCCACAUACAUGAAGGAGAUCCUGAGGUUUGAUGCACAGGAGAAUGGGGUUUUAUCUGCCCUACCUUAUUUUGGCUGCUGGUUAUGUAUAAUUCUGUCUGGGCAAAUUGCUGAUUAUUUACGGGAAAAACGGAACUUGUCCACCGUUUGUGUUCGCAGAUGUUUUACCCUAAUAGGAAUGAUUGGACCUGCAGUGUUCUUAGUAGCGGCUGGAUUCAUAGGCUGCAACUAUGCCCUGGCUGUUGCGUUUGUGACCAUAUCAACAACACUAGGAGGAUUUUGUACAUCUGGCUAUAGUAUCAAUCACUUGGACAUAGCACCUUCGUAUGCUGGAAUUCUCCUUGGGAUCACAAAUUCUUUUGCUACUAUCCCAGGAAUGGUGGGGCCAGUUAUUGCCAAGAACCUCACUCGUAAUAAUACUGUGGGAGAAUGGCAGACCGUUUUCUAUAUUGCUGCUUCUAUUAAUCUGUUUGGAGCAAUUUUCUUUGCAUUAUUUGCAAGUGGAGAAGUUCAGGACUGGGCAGUCAGUGGAUAUCACUUGCAUAGAAACUGAAAGAGAUGUUGAAAUACCAAACCUGUGCUGGAUCCCAUGUGCUAGAAUUACAUGACCAGAGAAGUGCCUUCCCUACUGAUGCCUAGGAGUCUUCAGAGCUUUUCAGCUAAACUACUUUAUCUGUAUCUCUUUUGUACUGAAAAUUGUUUGACAGCAUAUAUGUGCUAUUUCCUAACACGAAACCACUUGGAUUAAAUAUAAUAGUUUCAUGCUAGGACUUGAUAUCAUAUCUAUGAUCAGAGACUAUUUUAAAUUGGUGUGCUAGGCUCCAAUUCUUUCCUAUUUUUAAUUAAUAUUUUCUAAAUUAAUUGUGUAGGCAGAUGUUUGUUGAUAAUGAAAUGAGAGGAAAAAGCUAAGUGAUUAUGUGGUACUGUAAGGAAGAAUGUCAUGCAAAGGAUUGUACCCAAGAAAAAGUGGUUUGAUUUCCAUGAUGAGAUUGAUAGGUUUUUUAAGUCUAGAAGAGCUCUAGUUUUCUACAAUCUUUUAUAGUGCUUUUGUUUUGGCAGUAAUUUAAUUAACGUCUAAGAAAUGCACACAAUUUUAUUCUGUUUUACACACAAGCUUUCGAUAUACAAACAUUCCAUGUUUCAUGAAUACAGCUUCACAAAUGAUGCAGAGCAAUGAGGAAGUAAAAUGUACCGUUGUAACUGACAGAAUAAGCCAUGUGUUACUGUUCUCUGUGGUGCAGAUUUUUUAAAUAGGCCUUAUUUUUAUUCAUCUGUGCAAAGAAGAAGCAGUACAACUCUGUGGUUUAAAUCUAGGCAGUGUGCAAGAAUGGACUAGGAAUAGAAUAUGUGCAUGCUUACCUUAAAAUAACUUUGGUUGGCAGUUCAUUUUUUGUCUCUUUAAAUCAAUGCAGUGGAAUUCUUUCCUCUUGCAUGUAGAUAUAUUUGUCAGCUUGUCAGUGUAAAUGCAAUAAAAUACGGCCAGUGUAGGGAACAAUGAGGAAGCUUCGUUCUCUAACAGCUUUGUUUGUUAGUCAGAUAAAAGUAGAGUAAAAAAGAACUAGUGCAAUAACCUGGUGCUGUUAGUCUCCUAUCAACAUAGAAUUUGACACUCGAGCAUCCUUUGCACAACAUGCAAUUCAAUGCCACACAGUAGGAUUAAAUGAACACAGUGGCCUUGAUAAGAAUAAAUGGCUGAAUAAUCUUCUAGUCACACAGCAAAGGAAAAUUCCUGUGCCAAAGAUUCCUGGAUUGGAGCAAUUAGGUGAAAAAACAAAAAUCAUGGGGCUCUGGGUUUUUCAUUUACCACCAAUCUGAAAGAAAAGCCCAGUACUAAAGCUGCUCCAGUGGAGCCUACCUUCCUUCAUUUCUAGGAAAUGACAUCUGCCUCUUCUUUUUAGCUUUAAGAGCCAUUUUAUUUUGACCUUCCUUGAAGUGUCAUGUUCUCUGAUGGUGGAACUGUGUUUAAAUCUGUUUCUGUCUGCAGCAUUUCCACAAUAAAGUAUGAAGUUCAGAUUAAAUUAGUAGCUGUUCAGUGGGAGUAUGUUAAAGCUAUAUUGUGUCUUCAGUGUUCCCACAAUAAAUGAGAUGAAUAUUUACAUGUGCAUCUGUUGUUGAAAAUUACUAUCUGUCUGAAGUUAAAACACCAUUAUCAAAGUAUGCAGAACAAGACUGGUGACUGGAUUAAGGGCUGGUUCAUAUUUUCCUGGAAAAUUACCUGCUUCAGAAGUUUCUUGUCUAGUCUUACAGGUGAGUACUAUCUUCCACCUGUCACUGUAUUAAGAGGAAUAGAUUCACUUUGUGUGUACAGAUGUUUGUCCUCUUUCAGUAGCCUUGUUUAAAAAGGAGGAGGAGAAAAAAGUUCCAAUAAGUAUAAUAAAAGUGUCUGUAUGUAGAUUAAAUUAAUUGAGGCCUUUGCUUUUAUAGAGACCUUAAGCCGGGCAACACAUGGGGGUUGCUGUUUCCCCGUGCUGAAGCUGAAAACUUCAGCUUCCCAUGCUUUCAGUCUUUGCCCUUGAAAUGAGUUCAGCUGAAUACCAAAACGGAAAAACAGAUACUUAAAGUAGGAGGUGCAGUAGAAGUAAAUGUAGGCAUUCUCUGUACCACUGAAAUAAGCCUGAACUGGAUUCAGUUAAAACUGACACAGUUGUGGGAAUAUCAGCAACAAAGCAAUCUAGAAAUCUUAGGCCAGCAUACUAGCUUUUGUUUUCUCCUCAUCCAAUGCACCAUUAAUGCUAAUGUUGAUUACUUUGUAACUUUCAAGAGAGCUUGGAAAGUGGGACUGGAAAAAAUGCUGUAAAUCCUUUUAUUAUUUCUAGACAACAGGCUAUAAUUAACUUAGUAGUACAUAACUACUUCCAAUUUAAAUUUUAAAAGUAUCGAAACAUAGGAUGAGAUUCUUGCUCUUGGUUCAAUGAGGCUCUUAACAUGUAACAAACAAGAAAAUAAAACCAAAAAAAAGGUGUUACCUUUCUGAAUCAUGCUCAUAAAAAAACCCUGUAAAAAGGAUAAAGCUAACUAAUAUUUUCAUGAUACUGUUUCUGUUGUAUUGCCAUGAUCCUGUUUGCACAGCUCUCUGACAGUUUCAUGCAUUCAAAAACAUUUUUCAUAUUCUGUAUUUUCAGAAGUAGCAAGUGUUUUGAGUACCUCUCAUCUCAGUUCACCUGUGUGACACAGGAUCUUGGAAAAAAAAUCAGGCAGUUUUUUUGUGGUGACUGUUUUCCUGAAACUAUCCUUUGAUUGUUAUUUUUCACUGCAUUUCCUUAACAGGUGUACCAGAGUAAGAAGUUGUGCUCUCUGGUCCAUCAAGAACCCUCUAAUUAGGAUGUCCACCUGGAAUAAAAGAAGUUGGUUCAAAAUCAGAUUUCACCUAUUUCAGAGCAGGAGCUGAACCACUGCCUGGGAGCAUGUCUUAGUGCCGCCAGGUAUUUUUAAGUGCAUUCGCCUCAAUGACUCUUUCUGACCUAGUUCUGCUUAAUUAUUUUUGGGAACAUUUAGUGCAAAGUUCUACCAGCAUUAGUAACAGAGAUGGAAUAACUCUUCACAGAAUAUCCUACAGCAUGAAAUGGGUCUUGGGGGUCUUGGGUCUUACCUGGGGGUGUUGGUUGACAGCCGUCUGAACAUGAGCCCGCAGUGUGCCCAGGUGGCCAAGAAGGCCAAUGGCGUCUUGGCUUGUAGCUUGUAUCAGAAAUGGUGUGACCAGCAGGUCCAGGAAGGUUGUUCUCCCCCUGUACUCGGCACUGGUGUGGCCGCACCUCGAAUCCUGUGUUCAGUUCUGGCCCCUCGCUCCAAAAAGGAUGUUGAGGCUCUGGAGCGUGUCCAGAGAAGAGCAACAAAGCUGGUGAAGGGGCUGGAGAACAAGUUUUACGAGGAGCGGAUGAGAGAGCUGGGGUUGUUUAGCCUGGAGAAGAGGAGGCUGAGGGGAGACCUUAUUGCUCUCUACAACUACCUGAAAGGAGGUUGCAGAGAGGAGGGAGCUGGGCUCUUCUCCCAAGUGACAGAGGACAGGACAAGGGGGAACGGCCUCAAAACUCUGCCAGAGGAGGUUCAGGCUGGACGUCAGGAAAAAAUUUUUCACAGAAAGGGUCAUUGGGGACUGGCAGAGGCUGCCCAGGGAGGUGGUUCAGUCACUUUCCCUGGAAGUAUCUAGAAGAUGGGUGGAUUAGAUCCUCAGGGGCAUGGUUUAGUGGUUGAUAUGACUGGUUGGACUUGAUCCUGGAGGUCUUUUCCAACUUGGUGAUUCUGUGAUGGGUAUUAACCCAAAAUCUGAACCGUGGUCUUUUACAGGCUGGAAAAGUGACUUCAUCAUGCUUUUCAAAAAAGGAAAGGCCAUGAAGUAAUGGGUGUCUUUUCCAAUCCACUAUUUGUUUGUUCCAAGGGUACCAGCUAUCAGUCAUGCACAUUAGAUAAGUCUGAAUUAUUUGACACUCAGAAAUACCAGAAAUGAGUUAACUUAAAUAGGCUUUUUAAAUUCUAAACUGGUGAUGUAUAGACACCAGUGCUUCGUGCUUUCCCAUCUCCAUAUUCCUCGGUAACUUGUAACUACUGUGUUUUCUAUGUGUAAGGGUCAUCUUAGUUCAGUUCCCAGAAUCUGAACUGUUCCUGUGAUAUAUUUUUUUCUGGCUUCUCUCAAUCACUUAUUUGCCAAUUUCUCCUAUUCUACUUUCUGAGAAUGUUUGAUUCCAUGAUAAAUGAACUAACCUUUGAGUUUAACAGGUCUUCAAUAUUUUUAGUAUUUGCCAGGAAGGAAAGCAGUGGGUGAGGAAGCCUAAACAUUACAAAGAUAAGUGAGAUAAAGUUCAUAUGGAAAGGUAGGGUUUCUGUUAGAUCACUUAUAGCAUCUGGGAAAGAAAGACAUGCUUCUAAAAGUCAGGCCUCCUCUUUUACAUUAUGGGAUCAACAAUCACAACUAAAUUACUGCUAUUGUGUUUUUCAAGCUGUUACUGUGAGCAGCAUCUUAAAAAAGUCUCUCAUUUCUCUGUGUACCUGUAUCUGAAAAAGCUGAAUGUCC